Messenger RNA from Scatophagus argus, 2901 nucleotides. RefSeq names its product microfibril associated protein 3 like (gene mfap3l). The record is from RefSeq and is a predicted model, not a curated record. The coding region runs from base 479 to 1768 and encodes 429 amino acids. NCBI's taxonomy places the organism in Eukaryota, Metazoa, Chordata, Actinopteri, Scatophagidae. The transcript has 3 exons.
CGGCUAACGUCGACGCCGAGUUGGCCGUUUGCUGGAGCCGUCGGUGUCGCGUCGACGAGCUAACGUUACCGCAGUCGUCACAACCGUGGUGCUUUAAAUAUGCUUUAAUCUGUUGUCUGCGGUAAUCUUUAUCGUAGCCACGCAUUAAACGAUCUUCCCUUUCGUGAAUAGGAGCGCGCACACAGCCGCUUGUGAACAGUUUGUACGGGGGGGGCACAAUUCUGGAAGGGUCCCGUGAUAGGAAACAAAUAAUCACCGUCCAGCACAUAGCCGGGCCCCACGCCCUUGUUUGGUUCUGUCUAGCGUUUUUACGGGGAAAUCUUUAAAACAACUCUAUAAAUGCUUACUCGUACAUUCGGUAAACUGUCUUCAUCGUCACGAGCUGUUCUCCGUCUCAGUGUCGGUAGCAAACGAUGCCAUUGACGCGGGAUGUAGCUAUGUUCGGAAAGGAGUGAGAUGUUUCAAGCCACAGAGCUGAAUGCCAAGUUGCCUUCUGCUGUUAAGAGAUAGCCAGUCUGUCCGGAUGGAGACCCGGGAGUCUCUUCCCUCCUCCCGGGCGACGCACCGACAGCCUGAGAAAAUGCACUGGGCCGGCGGAUACGUUUUUCUGGUCCUGGCGUCCCUCAUCGCCUCUCACACCGCCGGGGCCCUCACGGUGGACGCGGAGGGAAACCGUACAGUGAACGGCAACGUGACUGAUGGCGGAUUUGUCCCAGUUGUGUUCACGAAAGUGAGCCAGAUAAUUGCCCGGGAGGGUAGCUGCGCGCUGAUUGAUUGCAAUGUGACCGGAGAGCCGUUCCCCAGUGUUCAGUGGUUCAACUCCCACGGAGACCGCCUGGACACGGAGACAAACGGUGAGAAGUGGUGGCUGUUGGACAGUGGUGUCCUGAACAUCACCAGCAUCGAGUUCGCAGACCGUGGAAAGUACACCUGCAUGGCGUCCAAUGUGCACGGCAGCUCCAACUGCACGGUGACGCUGCGUGUGGUCUUCACUAACGGUGACAUGGGUGUGUACUACAUGGUGGUAUGUCUGGUCACCUUCACCAUCAUCAUGGUCCUGAACGUCACACGCCUCUGCAUGAUGAGCAGCCAUCUGAAGAAGACGGAGAAAGCCAUCAACGAAUUCUUCCGCACGGAGGGCGCCGAGAAGCUGCAGAAGGCCUUCGAGAUCGCCAAGCGAAUCCCCAUCAUCACCUCGGCCAAGACGCUGGAGCUGGCCAAGGUGACCCAGUUCAAGACCAUGGAGUUCGCUCGGUACAUCGAGGAGCUGGCUCGCAGCAUCCCGCUGCCGCCGCUCAUCAUGAACUGCCGCAACUUCAUGGAGGAGAUCCUGGAGGUGGUGGGGGUGGAGGAGAUGAGGCACACCUUCGUCAGGCAGGCGCCCGAGGGAGCGAGCAGGGCCAUCGGGGCGAGAGACGUCUUCACCAUCCUGCAGGAGAGGGAGAGAGGAAGGGAGCGAGAGAGGGAGCGCAGCGAAUCCCCCGCCGCCGACUCUGACAACUCCUCAGUUCAGGAGCAGCCGCAGCACAUCGCCAUCCAGGUGUCGGUGCACCCGCAGCUCCCCGUGGGCGGGUACUGCGGCAUUGAAGCUCCGCCUCAGCCAGAGGCCACGUGCUCCCCGCCUCCGCCGCCCUCCCCCUCACCGCUGACUCCUCUUCACCACAAGGAGCAGGCGGAGGGAGAGGAGGACACCGACCAGGCUGCGCCCAAACCGACAGACGCCAAUAAGACCCCUUCCUGCCAGGUGUUUUAUGAGAGCCACGUGUGACGAAACAAAGCAACCCUGGAGGAGGAGCGGCGAGUUAUCCUGCUAUGCAUUUCCACUUGAAGACAAAAAAAAAAUAUAAAAGGUCAGAACAUUUUUAAUUUCACAUUUUGAAAUCAAUCACGUUUUUUUAUCUUUUCUGAAGAGAACAAUCUCUCUCUCUUUGUUCUACUGAGAAGAAAUCAUGACAUUUUUAGAUGUUUUUUUUCCUCACUCUGGACUCAUGCUUGAAUGUACACAGGAGGGUUAAUCAACAUUAAUGUAACAAGCAGCGAAUUGUAAAGUAACGUUUCCUGUGUUAAAUUUCUUAGCUCUGUUAUUUAAAGAUUUAUGGUACUUCACUCUCAGUGGAGAAUGAUUUUUUUCAGUUUUCGGUUUCUUACAGUGCUCGUGUUUUUAUGACUAACUCCUGAAAUCUGCCUCAAGCUGCUCUUCAUGCCGUUUUCUCGAACCAUGAAAGCUCAUUCGCUCAGUAAUUCACAUCCAGCUACUGUUAGAACUGAUCUGCUGUUGUUGUACAGAGUUCUGCUCACCUGGAGAUGCAUGCUGGACUGAAAAACCAUUUGAGAGUUUGGUCGCCAUUUCAUGAUUGUGAGGCCUACUGUGUUUCUGCACACACAAAAAUACUUGUAAGCCAGGUGAAUGUGUGUGUGCAGUGUAUUUCCUGAUUGGUCACACACCUCUUGAGUUUUUGUCUGUUUCCUUUGAAAUAUUUUAAAGAUCAUUAUUAUUAUUAUUAUUAUUACAUAUUGUGGUGUGACUUUUGUUUCUCACAGUUUCAUUAGGUUUUAGAAAACAGUCUUUUGUCUUCUUCCACCUCAGUAGAGGAGUCGCUUCUUUUCCUUCAGUUUUCGGUUUUUAAUUUUUAAACUUUCUCACCUGAUCUCAGCAACAUGUUGCUCCUGCAGAAGCUUUACAGUACAGUUGCGUUUCUGCUGCAUGUGAAAGUGGAUAGUGGAGAUGUUCGACAUCGUUCUCUGGGACUAAAAGGACUUCGUUCUUGUUUUCCUUUCUUCCCUUUGCUUGGCCAGCGGUCCAGUCUGUGGUGGAGACAAAAUGGAUGCUGUUCUGCUUCUUACCGGUGCUCUUGAGAUGCCUCUUUUUUGGUAGUAGAAUAAAAUUGAAGUGCUGUGUAA